ACUAAAGUAAGUUUAAUUAAAGUCUUUUCUGCCUUUAGCACUUUUUCUCCUUUCUCACGGUUUCAUUGGCUCUCCCUCUUUUGCUCUGCUUCAGUUUCUCUUCCCAAAAACAAACUAUCGUAUUGCAUCUGAGUAUCCGAGAGAGUUUCUUUUGAUUUUAGAGAGGGGCUAAAAUGGCGACGAACAUUGGUAUAAUGGAUAGUGCUUACUUUGUUGGAAGAAACGAGAUUCUUGGUUGGAUCAAUGACCGUCUUCAUCUCAAUCUCUCUCGCAUUGAAGAGGCUGCAUCGGGUGCUGUUCAAUGCCAGAUGAUGGACAUGACCUUUCCAGGGGUUGUGCCUAUGCACAAGGUUAACUUUGAUGCAAAGAACGAGUACGAGAUGAUACAAAACUACAAAGUCAUGCAAGAAGUCUUCACCAAAUUGAAAAUUACAAAGCCAUUGGAAGUCAACAAGCUUGUCAAAGGGAGACCACUAGACAACUUGGAGUUUCUACAAUGGCUAAAACGUUUUUGUGAUUCCAUAAAUGGUGGCAUUAUGAAUGAGAAUUAUAAUCCAGUUGAACGAAGAUCAAGAGGUGGUAAAGAGAAAAGUGUAAAGGGGUCUAGUAAGGUCUCAAAGUCCAUGCAAACAAACAAUAUGCAUCAGCCUCCUCCAGUCACUACUUCCAACAAAACAUUUGGUCCCAAGCAAGCAAAAUCACAUGCUGUUGGAGGUGGGAGCAACUCAUCAGCCGAAGUGCAAGCUCUGUCAAAGGAGCUUGAAGAUCUCAAGGUCUCGGUUGAUCUCUUGGAAAAGGAAAGAGAUUUUUACUUCAGUAAGCUCAGGGAUGUAGAGAUACUUUGUCAGACUCCUGAGCUCGAUGAUCUUCCAAUAGUGGUAGCGGUUAAGAAGAUAUUAUAUGCAGCAGAUGCUAAUGAAUCUGCAUUAGAAGAAGCUCAAGAGUGCCUAAGCCAGUCUCUAGGGCUUGGGGCUGAGGAAGUAGAACAAGAAGCAGAGACCCAGACUUAAAGUUGUGAUUUCUAACAAAAUGAAGUUUUCAAAGUAGAGGAUAACAAUAAUCAGCUUGAAAAUUUUAAUAAUAAAAGAACAAAUGCUUAACGAUUAA
Molecule: messenger RNA, 1107 nt
Organism: Brassica napus (rape)
Lineage: Eukaryota; Viridiplantae; Streptophyta; Magnoliopsida; Brassicales; Brassicaceae
Product: microtubule-associated protein RP/EB family member 1B
Exons: 8
Coding region: 174-1010 (278 amino acids)
Biological process (GO): thigmotropism; spindle assembly; protein localization to microtubule plus-end
Cellular component (GO): microtubule plus-end; microtubule organizing center; spindle midzone
Molecular function (GO): microtubule plus-end binding
Source: RefSeq, a predicted model, not a curated record